AUGCGAGGCACUGUGCCACUGGGAGUUAUGAAGACAACGUUGACAGUUUUGGAAACUAUCACAACUAUAUCUGUGUUAAUCGUGAGCUCAUUUUUACUUGUUAUUCUACUCGUUGGACGACGUCGUUUCACGGUACCGUUCUUCAGAAUCCUCACUGUCCUUGUCGCAGUCAUAUGGACUCGAUCUAUUUUGAGCGUUCUUCUCAAGCUGAUUACCCUCUGGUCAGGAGCGCUGAUUGCUUACCAAGGUGUUAUCACGUUAACGGCUGAUAUGUUGUUCAAGAAAGUAAUAAUUCUACUAAUUUUUCUUCUGGCUCUAAAUCGUUUUGCUGUAAUUUUAUAUGCCACAUUGGACAAGUUACUAUUCGCUCGAUAUCGUUACAUUGUCCUGUGCUUUACUUGCUUUGCCGUCUCAGCAGCGGAAACAUACGCCGUAAUAACGACAUCGAAGUUGCGGAGAGAGUUUGUGCCUGAUAUCGGAUUUAUAGACUACAUUGAUUCGCCAACACCGUAUGAAAUUGGCUGUGCAAUUUCACUAGCGAUCGCUUUUGCUUCCGUGUGUUUACACUUGGUGAUUAUUGUUUAUCUGUUAUACCAUCGCCGUCAAUCCUCAGUGAACACUGCUAAGAUGUUCACUUUGAUAUUCAUUCUUCUCUACCGCAUACCCUAUUCCAAUGAGUCACGGAUCACUAUCAUCAGCAUUUACAACAUACUAUGCUUCAUUCCUGAUAUUCUUAUACCACUUUUCAUACUAAUCGGGUCUCGUGAAAUACAUGCAGAGAUCUCAACAAGACUUUCCAAUGUUAAAAAAGUGAAAUUACCUCGUGGAACCGUUACGCAGCCUUAA
Messenger RNA from Haemonchus placei, 846 nucleotides. The record is from the annotation of a GenBank genome assembly. Lineage: Eukaryota; Metazoa; Nematoda; Chromadorea; Rhabditida; Trichostrongylidae.